This is a messenger RNA of Pipistrellus nathusii (Nathusius's pipistrelle), 1944 nucleotides long. NCBI's taxonomy places the organism in Eukaryota, Metazoa, Chordata, Mammalia, Chiroptera, Vespertilionidae. The record is from the annotation of a GenBank genome assembly.
AUGAGUCUCAAGAUGGACAACCGGGAUGUUGCAGGAAAGGCUAACCGGUGGUUUGGGGUUGCUCCUCCCAAGUCUGGAAAAAUGAACAUGAACAUCCUUCAUCAGGAAGAACUCAUUGCUCAGAAGAAACGGGAAAUUGAAGCCAGAAUGGAGCAGAAAGCCAAGCAGAAUCAGGUGUCCAACCCUCAGCCCCCACAUCCUGGCGAAAUUGCAAACACACUCAACUCUUCCGCUUCCAACAAGUUUGCCAAUGACGGCAGCUUCUUGCAGCAGUUUCUGAAGUUGCAGAAGGCGCAGACUAGCACAGAUGCUCCCCCCAGCGUGCCCAGCGCCCCACCUCGAGUACUCCCCCGUGCUGGGAAGAGGCCUCCCCUCCUCAGCAGCCCACUGAACCAGGUGAAGAACUAUGUGCACGCUAAGCAGCUGCCCCUGGCCAGCCGCCCUAGUGUCUUCCAAUCUCCCGAUGAGGAUGACGAGGAGGACUAUGAGCAGUGGCUGGAGAUCAAAGUUUCACCCCCAGAGGGAGUCGAGACUCGGAAAGUGAUAGAGAAAUUGGCCCGCUUUGUGGCAGAAGGAGGCCCCGAGUUAGAAAAAGUAGCUAUGGAGAACUACAAGGAUAACCCAGCAUUUUCGUUUUUGCAUGAUAAGAAUAGCAGGGAAUUCCUCUACUACAGAAAGAAACUGGCUGAGACAAAGAAGGAAUCACAAAAGUUGCAAACAACCUCUCAGAAAGUUUCACCCCCAGAGGACGAAGAGGUCAAGAACCUUGCAGAAAAGUUGGCCAGGUUCAUAGCGGAUGGGGGUCCUGAGGUGGAAACCAUCGCCCUCCAAAACAAUCGUGAGAACCAGGCAUUCAGCUUUCUGUACGAACCCAGCAGCCAGGGGUACAAAUACUACCGCCAGAAACUGGAGGAGUUCCGGAAAGCAAGGGCAGGCCCAACAGGCACCCAAAUGGUGCCCGAGCUCUGCCCUCAGCGCAGACCGCCUCCUGAGAUCCUGUCCGGAUCUGUACCCCUCACUGCUGCUUGCCCCGCUUCAUCUGCCCCCUCACCUGCUAUCAACCCAGCUCCAGCUGCCCAUGGAAAGCCAGCCACUGCAGCCACUACAGCCACUACAGCCACUACAGCCACUACAGCCACAGUGAAGAGGAAGCGAAAGAGCCGAUGGGGGCCUGAGGAGGAAAAGGUGGAACUCCCACCCGCUGAGCUGGUGCAGAGAGACGUGGAUGCCACCCCCUCACCCCUUUCAGUUCAGGACCUCAAGGGGCUAGGCUACGAGAAAGGGAAGCCCGUGGGCCUAGUAGGCGUCACAGAACUGUCAGACGCCCAAAAGAAGCAGCUGAAGGAGCAGCAGGAGAUGCAGCAGAUGUAUGACAUGAUCAUGCAGCACAAGCGAGCGAUGCAGGACAUGCAGUUGUUGUGGGAUAAGGCACUGCAGCAGCACCAGCAUGGCUAUGACAGUGACGAAGAGGUGGAUAGCGAGCUGGGCACCUGGGAGCACCAGUUGCGGCGCAUGGAGAUGGACAAGACUCGGGAGUGGGCUGAGCAGCUGACGAAGAUGGGCCGGGGGAAGCACUUCAUUGGAGAUUUUUUGCCACCUGAUGAGCUGGAGAAGUUCAUGGAGACCUUCAAAGCCUUAAAGGAAGGCCGUGAGCCUGACUACUCCGAGUACAAGGAAUUCAAGCUGACGGUGGAGAAUAUUGGCUACCAGAUGCUGAUGAAGAUGGGCUGGAAGGAGGGUGAUGGCCUAGGCUCAGAGGGCCAGGGCAUCAAGAACCCAGUUAACAAGGGCACAACCACAGUGGAUGGCGCUGGCUUUGGCAUUGACCGGCCAGCAGAGCUUUCUAAGGAGGAUGACGAGUACGAGGCCUUCCGCAAGAGGAUGAUGCUGGCUUACCGCUUCCGGCCCAACCCUCUGAACAACCCCAGGCGGCCUUACUACUGA